This is a messenger RNA of Strongylus vulgaris, 342 nucleotides long. The record is from the annotation of a GenBank genome assembly. NCBI's taxonomy places the organism in Eukaryota, Metazoa, Nematoda, Chromadorea, Rhabditida, Strongylidae.
AUGCAUGCCUUCAUUUUUUUCCUCGUUGCUGGUGUUGUAUUCGCCGAUUAUCAAUCUCAAAACUCUGGCUAUGAGAAUGCUGAAAUUGCUCAACCUACACCUGAAGCUCCACUAAGCGCUGAUGGCGGAGAUCAACAAGCAUACAAUUCGGAUAUAGGAUCUGAUGGAGGACUGCCUUCAGUUCCUUCUCAACCACCAGCAUCUGGACCUACCCUAUUGUCACCGGUACCAAUACUUGAAACUGUUUCUGGCAGCAAUGGAACUGGAAGUGAUGCUGGUAUGGCGUAUAAGAAUCGGCGCCGUUUCCGUGUUCGCCACGCUCUUCGUUCGCGUCGCCUUUGA